Molecule: messenger RNA, 2385 nt
Organism: Chenopodium quinoa (quinoa)
Lineage: Eukaryota; Viridiplantae; Streptophyta; Magnoliopsida; Caryophyllales; Amaranthaceae
Exons: 10
Coding region: 105-1784 (559 amino acids)
Source: RefSeq, a predicted model, not a curated record
UCUUCUUCUUUUAUUUUUCUUUGCCAUUUUUAGUAGUCAAAUUUCAAAACCUUUUUCUCUCUCCUCAUUUGGGUCAUCAUAUUUUUCUUGUGAGAGUGAAGAAAAUGACUCAAGGUGCUACAAAGAAGAAACGGCAGCAAAAGAAAAAGAAUUCAAAGGAUAAAAUUUCAGAGGAUGAAAUAACAAAGAAGAUUUCAGCUUUGUGGGAGCAAGAAAGAUUACAAGAGUGCUUGGAUUUUAUCAUUUCUCUUGAUGAUGAGUGGUUGAAAAAUUUAAAAGUCUAUUCUAUGAAAGUGCAUGCACUUGUAGGUUUGAAACGGUUUGAAGAGGUAUUGGCUUUGCAAAAACGACUCGAAGAAUUUGGACAUAAAACGACUUUGGCACUUGGUGAAUGGUUUAUGUUUGCUUAUGCUAACAGAAAGCAAAAUAAUAUUUUGGAAGCAUAUCUCCUUUAUAAAUAUGUGCAUGAUCAGAAGGGUGCAGUCUGUGUAGAUGAUGAAGCAUUCAAAAACUGUCUCAAAUGGAUAAAAAGACUACAACCGAAAGUUCAACCAGAUUUGGAUAGAAUUGCAGUGGAAAGAGCUAGUAAAUUUUUGGAUGAUGAGCGUGCUGCCUCCUCUUCCACCAAGGCUCCUGCCUCCUCUUCCACCAAGGCUGCGACCUCUUCCACUCAAGGCUGCAUCCACCCGACCAAGGCUGCAUCCACUCCGACCAAGGCUGCAUCCACUUCGACCUUGGUUGCGUCCGCUUCGACUUUGGCGAUCCCUUCUUUGACCUUGGAUCCCUCAUCUUUGGGUGUGGAUGCCUCUUCCCAAAAAAUGAUGAAGUUUACAGAGGAUGGUGUGAUAUACUUUGAAAUGACCCAGCUUGAUGAAUUUUCAUAUCUUGGUGUAAUGAAGAUAGGCGGGAGUUCUUUUCCCAAGUCGUAUAUCAAAAUUGGCGAGAAUUCUACUUCAGAUGUCUCAAUUAGGCUUAAGAAAAACUCAUGCCUAUUGAAAAUUGAAUUUUCAAUGUAUUUCCACUCCCUUUCCAGUAGGGUAGCAAUUGUUGAGCCGGUCCGUCCAGUAAAAGUGUUCUUUGAAUUGAAGCUUGAAGAUUUCAAAUCGGAAGCAAUGGCUCAAACUUGUAAAAAAUGGUGGGAAUAUAUCAAAGACGACUUUCUAUCAAUAUUUCGAGGCGUAAUAUGUGGCAUGCUUGUCAUAUAUUCAGAUCAAAAAGUCUGUAGUGAUCUGGAAAAAUCACUCUACGUUACUGAGGAGGGAGAAGCCAAAAUAUUGCAUAUUUCUCAAGAAAAAUUUACAUUCAGUCAAGCGCAAAAAGAAGUGUCUGAUUUGUUGUCCAUUAUUGAAGGAGUCAUUACUUUGAUAAGACCAAGAUCAAGACCAGAUUUGGAAACUUGGCGUAAAGAAUUUGAGCUAUCUUAUGAACUGCCUUUAGAAUUAGGUCAUUUUUUAAACAGCUUAAGAGUCAGGAAAAUAUGUGAUAACAUUCAUCCAAUGUUGUUGAUUGAUCACCCGUUUAUCUGGUCGAUAAAUCAUCGGGUUUCAUUCAUCCAGUCUCUUGAAGUGGCUAUUAAAGAAAGGUUAAUCAAUGAGAAGGCUUUCAAUAAUGAAAUGACUCCGAAUUUUAGGACUCAAAAUUGGAGGAUUGAAGUCUCAAAUGACUUGUUAUUGUCAGCAACUUUUAUGUUAAACCAUUUCGUGUCAUUAAUUUUAUUCAUGCAGUGUUUUCCCAUGCUAAUGACUAUCAAUAUGAUACUAUACGCGGGAAAAAGGGUGGUUUGACUCUUGAGGAAAGAGAAAGUCUAAUUACAAAAGUGUUUCCUUCAAUAUAUACAACACUUUAUGACGCCCUGUGUGAUUAUGCAAAAAAUUCUAGUUGGGGAUAUACAGAGUCAUUUUCAGAUGUUCUUAAAAGAUUUUCAAGUUGUGGAUCUCAAUAUUGAUUUCCUGUUCCUGUUUGCAGGUAGGUGAAGGGGGUCGAUAAAUGAAUUGAUCCACUAGAUGCAUACCCUCUGAUGUCUGCAACACUAGUAGCAAGCCUGAUUUAUUUUUUGGUUCAGACAGAUCAUUGUGUUGCUUGAGAUUUAAGUAUAGAGCUGACUUUUUCUUAUGUGAGCUAAGCUACUUCUGGAGAAGUUAAACAUGGAACUACUGUUGUUUACGCAUGGGGUUUUUAUUCUCAAAAGAAAUAUGUCUGUAAAAUUGUACCUGAAUUUUCUAUCCCCGGAUCAAUGUGCAGCAAGUUGAGACCUUAAAAUUUAUGCUUCUAAACAUAUCUGUUAAUUUUAUGCUAAAGCUUGACUCAUUGAGCUUCCUACUUAUGCACUCAAUUUGACAAUAAUAAUGCUAGCAACAAUCUACUUUUUCUACUUCUAGUAUAUGA